Messenger RNA from Linum trigynum, 267 nucleotides. Lineage: Eukaryota; Viridiplantae; Streptophyta; Magnoliopsida; Malpighiales; Linaceae. The record is from the annotation of a GenBank genome assembly.
AUGCUCUCUGAAAUCUCACCGGCGACCGGAAACCUCAACCCUUCUGACAGACCACCAGAUCCAGGAACUCCACCAUCUCCUGGGCAGAGUAAUACAGCCGCGAUCUCAGCCACCAAUACUGGAGGCCCCACUGCAGGGACCGACUCUAUGGCGGUCGACGAUCAGCCGAAUCAAACUGCAGAAGGAUCCUCAAAAACGGGACCUAUUUCUUAUGCGAAUGCAGUCUCCGGGGUGCCUGCUAGCCCUUCGGUGGGGAUGUUAGCCUAG